UAUGUGUGUUGCGAUCUGUAAACCAGUUUUCGGACUUUUACCCAUCUUGAACUGCGAAACGGGUGAGUUGGAGUACUUCUACACAGACACCGUGCGAGUGAAGAAACCCGCCUACGAUGAGGAAACCGGUGAGCCGAUUCACGAUCAGAUCAUGAAGGUGCACUUCCGAAAACACACCAAUUUCCAUGUACCCAAGCACUUCCUCCGGGGCACAAUGUGCGACGAGAUGGACGAUGUGAUGGCCAAUACGGUGAGACAUGGAUUAGCCACUGCACAUCAUCAAAAGGCUCCCAAGAAGGCGACGCCAGGUUAUGAACGGGAGGAUUACUGUAAAAUGGAUGGCGUGAGCAGCAACAUCAUAUUGGGCUACACCCGCAACCAGUACCUGCUGUUCCUGGUGCCCACGCUCUUCUGCUACAACUUCUUCAUCGGUGCCGCGCUGGCCGUCAUCGAGAUCUUCCUGCACAUGAUGUCGCACCACAAGAACAGCCUCACCAUGCAGAAGGGUCUGUACUUCCGGAGUCCCCUCCACGUGCUCUCCUCGCAAUUCUGCGCCAUUUGUCGCACGGAAUGCGACAGCAAGUACAAUCGCAUCUUCGACAUCCUCAACAAGCAGAUGCGCAAUGCACAUCGCUCGGAGGCUCUCAAGGAUAUGGCCAAGGCCAUUGGUUAAGCUAGGAGACAUUAUCUUCGACAUGGUCAACGUAUAUUUUAACAACAGAAAUGUUUUGUGUCACUCGAUCAACAACAAAAAUAAAUGCACUCGUUUAUCACUCAA
Drosophila takahashii is the source of this 778-nucleotide messenger RNA. NCBI's taxonomy places the organism in Eukaryota, Metazoa, Arthropoda, Insecta, Diptera, Drosophilidae. The record is from RefSeq and is a predicted model, not a curated record.